Aricia agestis (brown argus) is the source of this 1075-nucleotide messenger RNA. Its product is annotated as ubiquitin-conjugating enzyme E2 J1-like. The record is from RefSeq and is a predicted model, not a curated record. Lineage: Eukaryota; Metazoa; Arthropoda; Insecta; Lepidoptera; Lycaenidae. The coding region runs from base 161 to 922 and encodes 253 amino acids. The transcript has a single exon.
UGUGUGAUUGGUACACUUGUUAUCAAAAAUUCUCGAAAAAUUGGUGUGUAGUGACUAGAGAGAAUAAUUGACUAAUAAUUACAAAAAGAAAGAUUUUCUAAUAAUACAAAACGCAGGCAAUUAAUCGUUGUUGACGAUUUUUUUCAAUUCGCUGCUAAAAAUGGCAGAGAUGGGAGAACGAUAUAAUACAAAGUGUCCAGGCGUAAAGAGAUUAAUGCGCGAAGCCCUCGAAUUGGCGGAAGCUACAGAAGAAUACUGUGCAAGACCUCUCGAAGACAAUUUAUUCGAAUGGCACUUUACUGUCCGUGGACCCGUGGGCACCGAUUUUGAAGGUGGGAUAUACCACGGGCGGAUACUGUUGCCUAAGGAAUAUCCAAUGCAUCCACCUCAUAUUAUCCUCCUGACACCCAACGGGAGGUUCGAAGUCAAUAAAAAGAUAUGCUUAUCGAUCUCCGGGCAUCAUCCUGAAACUUGGCAGCCAUCCUGGUCAAUAAGAACAGCUCUGCUCGCUCUGAUAGCCUUUAUGCCGACUCCCGCCGAGGGCACUAUUGGUUCUUUAGAGUAUACACCAGCUGAACGUAAAGCUUUGGCAAAAAAGUCUGCAAAUUGGGUAUGUCCACAGUGUGGAGCUACUUCGGCACUGCUGUCAUCGACUGCUGCUAAACCCCUCACAGAAGAAGAGCAGACUGCCCUAAAUCAAAUUGCAUUUAAGGGAGAAGAGGAGCAGGCUCCAAAGCCACCCGAGGAGCCUGUAGUGGCUGAACCGGAGCCUCAAACAUUGGAAUCGACAGACUCAACCUCCAGCUUUUUGGACCAGCUGACUGAAAUAUUGGCUGUUCUUCUUCUAGGGGCUAUCUGCAUAUUCAUAUACAGGCGCUGGAAUAUAACUUCAACUCCUGCAGCUACAAAUAGUGAAUUGUAAACUUUAGAUUGUAAAUUUUGUUGUUUAAAAAAUGUUCAGAAAGUCUUUAAACUUACAAUAAUGUACUACUUAAAUGUAAUCAAUUGUAACUCCUAAUAUGUCCAUUUUUGCUUUUCUAAAUAUAAAAGUAUUAUAUUAAAAAUACCUAAGUAG